Molecule: messenger RNA, 1008 nt
Organism: Mya arenaria
Lineage: Eukaryota; Metazoa; Mollusca; Bivalvia; Myida; Myidae
Exons: 6
Coding region: 1-1008 (335 amino acids)
Source: RefSeq, a predicted model, not a curated record
AUGCACGUCACGCUAUUUCUCACGCUGUUGACGUUGUUUACCGUUCAUGUCGACGCCUACACAUUGACGGGAGACGUUAGCGCCGAGUUUACAGGAAGACAAAGAUAUCUUGAGGAUACAAACCUCGCGGCGCCAUGGGAUCUGCUGAACCGGAGCAAACGUCAGGCUGCAGGCGGGCGCGAAGAGUAUUUUGUGACGCAGUGUCGCCAUGACAACCUGCAGCCUCCAACGGAUGUUCCUAGCAUCAGCGUGCUCGGCACUGGCUGCAUUUACCCAGAAGCUACACUGUUGGCAGCACAACAUAUACACCGGAUGGUACGAUUCAUGCCGAGGGACAUUUUCCGCCGCCUCUCAGCUGACGCCGCUGUAGGCCUGUACAACAUCAGUACUCUUCCGGGGAACGUUUUUGAGGAGUUUUAUCUUUCGAUGCCAAUUGAAUGUGCAGCAAGUUGUCGGAUCGUAGAAUACUCCAACGGUUCGACAUAUGACUGCUCGCGAUGGUGUACUACCAGUGACUAUCCGUAUAACACUGCGGGCUACCCCCUGAAUUACCUCUGGGCUUACGGCAAUUUCUCACGCACGUACGUCGUCGAGAAUAACAUAGUCUGCAGGGGCUUCAACCCUAGCGGAGGGACAGAAAAUGACUUAAUCCGUGAGUUUGGCCUUACCGUGAUGACACGUGCUCUCGACACCAAAACGUUACGUCAGAUUGGUGUCGCCUACGCAAAUGCUGUCAGCAACGGCACGUUCACUGACCUCAUCAACGUUUACGACUAUUUCAUGAAGGGGACGCUAGCCUGGUUUGAUGGUGUACUAAGAAAGGAUUUAGGUGGAAUGGCAUGCACGUCCAUAUUCGAUAAUACCGGUCUACCGCUUUGCGAGACUGGUUACCAGCAACGACAAUAUAUUGGCAUACUAGAUCCCAGUCUAUACAGCGUCCUUAACUACGUCUACAACAACAACAGACAUUACGUGGAAGGGGAGACAUUUACGUGCCCAGCUUUUUAG